AGCACGGACAUGGAGUGUGAGCAGUGCCAGUGCCACGGCCAGGACAAGCGCACUGCCAUCCUCUACACCCUGCUCAGCCAGAACCUCAGCCAGGGCCAUGCUGGCCGUGGGCAGGCCCCGCAGGGCUGCCUGUGCCAGCAGCGCCGCACCGUCUGCCUCCGCACCCCCCACGCCACCUGCCAGGCUGCCUCCAACGUGCUGGUCAAAACCAUCAGCUUCAUCAAGAACCUCCCUUCCUUCCACCUGCUGCCAAGAGAGGAUCAGCUCCUGCUGCUGGACAGCUGCUGGGUCCCCCUCUUCCUCCUGGGGCUGGUUCAGGAGAUGGUGACAUUUGAGGUGAUGGAGACCCCAGCCCCCAGCAUGCUCAAGAAGAUCCUCCUGGAUGGGCAGAACCAGCAGCAGGAACCUGAGCGGACACAGCCCACACUGGCUGCUGUGCAGCGGCUGCAGUGCUGCCUCAACACCUUCUGGAGCCUGGACCUGAGCCCCAAGGAAUAUGCCUACCUGAAGGGAGCCAUCCUCUUCAAUCCUGAUGUCCCUGGGCUGAGGGCCUCACUGUACAUCGAGAGCCUGCAGCGGGAGGCGCAGAGAGCGCUGCAGGAGGUGCUGCAGCCGCUGCACCCUGAGGACCAGGGCCGCUUCGCUCGCCUGCUGCUGGUGGCUUCCACCCUCAAGUCGAUGCCUCCUGCCCUCAUCACCAACCUCUUCUUCCGCCCUGUCAUUGGCAACGCUGACAUCGUGGAGCUCAUCGCAGAGAUGCUCUACGAGAUCACGGGGGGGCAGCUGGCCCCCAGCCUGCCCGGGGCCCACGCCAGCCAUGGGCAGCCCCGAGCCCCACAGCGCCGUGACGUGCGUCCCUGUGUCCCCAUCGGGACCUGGCGACCCCCCGCCCCUCGCUACGCCCCUCGCCAGGCUGUAGAGCUCCAAGCAGCCACCAGGCGGCGCCCUCCGUGA
Indicator indicator is the source of this 954-nucleotide messenger RNA. It is a transcript of the gene NR0B2, whose product is annotated as nuclear receptor subfamily 0 group B member 2. The record is from RefSeq and is a predicted model, not a curated record. The coding region runs from base 10 to 954 and encodes 314 amino acids. The transcript has 4 exons. Gene Ontology annotation, cellular component: cytoplasm; nucleus. Gene Ontology annotation, biological process: circadian rhythm; negative regulation of transcription by RNA polymerase II. Gene Ontology annotation, molecular function: transcription corepressor activity; transcription factor binding. NCBI's taxonomy places the organism in Eukaryota, Metazoa, Chordata, Aves, Piciformes, Indicatoridae.